Paramisgurnus dabryanus is the source of this 2694-nucleotide messenger RNA. RefSeq lists its product as uncharacterized. The record is from RefSeq and is a predicted model, not a curated record. NCBI's taxonomy places the organism in Eukaryota, Metazoa, Chordata, Actinopteri, Cypriniformes, Cobitidae.
ACCUCGCUUUAAAUACCAGCUCACCUGACUGGUACGCUACAUUACGGAUUGUCAUUUAUUUAACUUGUCUUUACCCUCAAAGGACUGCCAUUUGGAUUUACCGAGAUUGUUGACUUUUCAAAAGUAAGGAUAUUACUAAAACAUCAGAGCAAUGGAGUGGAGGAUUAUAUUUGCUGUUCUGUGCCUAUUUGCAGCUUCAUAUGUAACGGCUCAAAAUCCAGCACCUUCUAAUGGAACGGCCCAAAAUGCAACGGCCCAAAAUGCAACAUCUCCAAAUGCAACGGCUCCAAAUGCAACGGCUCCAAAUGCAACGGCUCCAAAUGCAACGGCCCCAAAUGCAACGGCCCCAAAUGCAACGGCCCCAAAUGCAACGGCUCCAAAUGCAACGGCUCCAAAUGCAACGGCUCCAAAUGCAACUGCUCCAAAUGCAACGGCCCCAAAUGCAACGGCUCCAAAUGCAACAGCCCCAAAUGCAACGGCUCCAAAUGCAACGGCUCCAUCUGCCAAUAGCACUACUCCAGUAGAGAUGAACUUAAGUUUCAGCAUUUCUGACACUUUCAAGAACGUUUACUCCGACUUGAGUAAUCCAGAAACCGUAAAUUUCAUAAACAGCAUUACCAGUCAGAUUGAGCCAUUUUACAGGAAGCAAUUUCCAAAGUUUCUCAAGAUGCGUGUUAAGAACCUCAGGAGUGGCUCUAUUGUGGUAGAUUCUGCCCUUCAAUUUGAUAGCAAUAGCACUGCUCCUAAUGUGUCAGACGUGAAGCAAGUCCUUACUGAUGCAGCUGCAAGUGGAAACCUGACCAUCAAAAUCAGCAAUGACACCAUCAACGUUACGGCACCUGCCACACCUGCAGCCCCGAAUGCAACAACCCCGAAUGUAACCACAAAUACGACCUCAAAUGGGACAUCUCCAAAUGUAACUGCCAAUAGCACUACUCCAUUAGAGUUUAACAUAAGUUUCAGCAUUGUUGAGACUUUCAAGGCCGUCUACUCCGACAUGAGUGCUCCAGAAACCCUAACUCUCAUAAAGAACAUCACCACUCAGAUUGAGCCAGUUUACAAGGCGCGUUUUUCAAAGUUUAUCCGGAUGGUUAUUAAGAAAUUCAGCAAUGGCUCUAUUGUGACAGAUGCAAGCCUUCAAUUUGACAACAAUGGCACUGCUCCUAAUGUGUCAGAAGUGAAGCAAGUCCUUAUCGAUGCAAUUGCCAAUGGAAACCUGACCAUCAAAAUCAGCAAUGACACCAUCAACGUUACGGCACCUGCAACUGUAACACCCGUGACACCUACUAACGCCACAAAUACUACCUCAAAUACUGCAGUGUUUAAUUUAGUAUUCAGCAUUGUGGACACCUUCAAUGAUACCUUGUCAAAUAUGUCCUCAUCUGAUGCUACAACUCUAAAAACAAAAAUCAUCAGUCAGUUUGGUAGUGUUUUCAGGAAACGUUUUACAAACUAUCUGCAAAUGCUAAUUCAGAAAUUCAGCAAAGGCUCCAUUGUGACGAACAGUUCACUUGAGUUUAACAGCACUGGCCUUGCAGUUACAGCACAGAAUGUGGUCGACACAAUUAUCUCAGGAAUUCAAAAUGGAAAUUUCACCUUCAAUAUCGAUCGGAAAUCCAUCAAAGUUACAGACUCAUCAGGAAACAUGGCGUCCUCCAGUUCUCGAGUGAUCACUAGUAUGCUCACAGUUCUGUUGAUGAGUCUAGCAUCACUUCUGCUGUCAGGAGUGAUCAACCUAUAAGCACCACAUUCAUGAAGAAUCAAAGAAAAACUAUUCCUGCAUUGAUUACAUCAAAACAUAUUAUGAAUGAUCAUGUCAUCUUUGAUCUUUUACACUCAUUGCAUACUAUUUAGUUAGCAUUCAGAACCAACAACUUAUUGUACUUUGCGCACCACGUCAUAAGCUGUAACAGUUAUCUGAAACAGUAGUCUUAUAUUUAGAGCCAGGUGAUGUAUUGUAUGUCUGAUUAAUGACAUUUUAUUUAUAGCUCUGUUAUGUCUAUGUGUAUACUGAGUUGGAGAAAUAAUGAGGAUAGGUUUUUACAUUUACACCGACUCUGAACAUUCCUCCAUGCCACAGUAAUUGCACAAAUAAAUAUUAUAUAUAUAAAGAGAGAGAUGUAUUGUGUUAAAAUUUAGAAAUGGAAUUGUUUUGCUAUGAACAGAUUUAUUUAACCUUGAGUAACAGAAUCUUUAAAAUGUUGUGUACUUACUGUUUUAUGAGUUUUUUCUUUAAAUAAAGGGGAAAUCUUGUCCUUAUUUUCUGUAAAUGUUUUCAAAAUUUUUGUAAUUCUAGAGAAGAAAUUUUAUGUAAUAUUAAUGGUAACAUUGUAAAUUCAUUAGCUAACAAGAACCAACAAUGAUAGUUUUUCAUUUUAUUCAUGAUUUUUAUUUAUUAAUAUAUGUUAAUGCCAAUUCAGUUAUUCAACAGUAUAUUGUUCAUUGUUAGUACAUGUUAGCUAAUACUUAAUGUUAACAAAUACAACCUUAUUGUAAACUGUUACCAUAAUAAUAAUUUUUAAAUUACGUGUCUCUACACAAAAAUAUAAUGUCGCCAUGAAAAUAAAAUGAAAAACUACCAUUUGUUUUGGAAUAUUGUGGUAUUUUUUUACAAAUGACUUUGAGCUUCAUUAUUUUUUUAAACUCAUGUGCCUUCAUAAUCUUUAAUAAAAAAUGUAAAUAUCCUCCUCAAAA